Aquila chrysaetos chrysaetos is the source of this 642-nucleotide messenger RNA. RefSeq names its product basic salivary proline-rich protein 2-like. NCBI's taxonomy places the organism in Eukaryota, Metazoa, Chordata, Aves, Accipitriformes, Accipitridae. The coding region runs from base 1 to 642 and encodes 213 amino acids. The record is from RefSeq and is a predicted model, not a curated record. The transcript has a single exon.
AUGGCUACAGUUACUGCCCGGGCACUGCGUGAGAAGGGUAAUAAAGACGUGUCUCUCGGCGGCAUUACACGUUGUGACAGAACAACCGGGAAAUCCCGGGGGCAGGCACCGCAGCUCUUCCCUUUCAGCCCCCGGCUGCCCGGGCCCUGCCCCCAGCCCGGCUCCGGACGGGGGGGCGAGCCCCGGCCGAGCAAGCAGCGGCACACCGGCACCGCGCGCGUCCAUCCAGCCCCCGGGGCAACGACUACUUCCGUACCGACGGCGGAGCACCGAGAAGCCGGAACGACGGGAAGGCACGAAGGCCCCGGAGGGGGAGGAGGAAGGCGGAGGCGCCGCUGGCCGCAGCCGCCCCUCGGCCGCUCCGCGGGCGGCACCGCAAGCGGCGGCCGCUCCCCGGAGCCGCGGGGGCCUCGAAAACCGCCCCCGGGGGACUGGCGGCACCCGUCGCCUCGAGAGGAUCGUCCACGCGAAACCCAGCGCGCUCGCCGGCGACAGCCCCGCAAGCACCCAGGCUACCUCCCCGACUGCCCACCGCUUCGUACCCCGGCUGCCCGCCCACGGAAAGCCCGGCCGCCCGCGGCGGCUCCUCUCCCCGCGGCGCGGCGCCGGCGGUCCCGUCCGCCCGCCCUCAACCGCCGCUAA